ACUUGAGACAUGAGUUAGUCGUCUAGCGCGCGGAUGAAUGCAGCCCUCUGAGUUCGCGCCUCAUGACAAGAAAGUGGGGCUGGCGCGAGGGAACAACGUUUGACCGAACUCGGAGGGUUCAGCUUUGGCCGAGGGCAACUGCAGAAGGCGAAAGCGAGAAUGGCAAGGCCAAGGCAGAGGUGUCCUCCGAGUCGAGCUCAAGCGGAACAGAGGAUUCCGCGAGCUCCAAGGAGGAAGCGUCCGAAGCCAGAAUCAUCAAGUCCGUGAGGAUACAAGAAGCUGAGAGCGAAGAUGCAGCCGAAGAUGCCGAAAGCGCCAAAGACGCAACGGGAGAUUCCGAGGGCGCCAAAGAUGCGGCUAGAGACGCGGUGAGUGCCAAAGACAUGACUGGAGCUGUCGAAAGUGCCAAGGACGUCAAUGGCCCUGAGCAGGCGCGGUUGGCGGGUGCUUCCCCGAAGGCGUCUCCGAGUUCUCCCAAGGCCAAGACAAGCCCUGCUUCGAAGGCGAAGCCGCGCAGUGCGCAAGAGGCUCGAUCGCCGAAGGCUCUGACACCUCCCUCGCCGAAGGCUAUGGGGAGGCGCCGAUCCUCGCAGUCCCUGGUGCCUCACGAGCUGCAGAAGCUGCAGGAAGGCGCCGACUUCGAGGCAGCGAAGGUGCGGCGUGCGGUGGCCGCGGCGGCCAAGCGUGUGAAGGCCGUGCAGGCCAAGAGCAAAGCCGAGCCCCCGCCAAAGAAGAAGGUCACCUCGAGGUCAGAGCUGCUAGCGUGCCUGUUCAAUGCCUUGGGUGGCUACGAGACCAGCUACCUCAGCAGCAGCCAGCUUCUUCGCAUGGCUUUGUUGCUGGGCUUCGAGGGUGGCCAGAGGGAGUGGCAGAGGGAGUACCUGGUGCUCUGCCGCUCGUACAACUGGAACCCGAAGAGGGGAGCCAACCGCCGGCAGUUCGCCGCUUUGCUGGAUGAUGACGAUAGCGAUGCUUACAGCAACGACAUCGAGGUGGCGACCAUGCUCUGCAACCUCCAGGCCAAGCAACCGCAGCAGGUGCCGCGGGAGCAGAUGGUGAAGGAGUUCUUCAACUGGGUGGACCUCAGUCGCAGCCAAAGGCUGGGGAGCCGAGAGCUCCUCCGCUUCGCCAAGCAUGUGGGCUUCGAAGGUGACAAGGCAGCCUGGGAGAAGGAGUACAGCUUCAUGGUUCGGCGGUACCACUGGCCACCUGCGGGCUGUGACCUUGCUCAGUUCUCGCGGAUGCUGUCGGAUCCGGAGGGCCUGUGCUACUGCGACAACGCGGCUCUGCAGGUGGAGCUGGCCGAGCUCGAGCUGGCCACCUCCCGGCCGUUCUUCUCCAAGCUGCUGGAUCCGGGUGUGCAGAAGGCCGAGGCCCAGCUUCGGCUUAAAAGUGCCCGACUCAUCCAGGAGCUGUGGCGGGGCCGCCUGCAGUCUCAGGUGCUGAUGCGGGAGUUGAGGCGAAGACUGGCGGAGAAGAAGGAGCUGGAAGAGUUCCGAAAGGUGGAAGCGAGUCAGAAAGCGCGCAUGGUGAAGGCGGCCGCGCGCAUAUGGAGAUGGUGGCGGCCGUAUGCCAGGAAGCAGAAGUGGAUGAGAAUCAUCACUGCCACGAAGGCGAGGCUGAGCCGGGAGUCCAGCUACAAGGAGGGCCUCCGGACUGCGCGCCUGGGGAAGAUGAGCCGCCUUCAGGAUGCAGAAGUUUGUCGAGAUGAGGACGGGCCGAAGCCUUUGUUGCGGGCUAGCCUGCUGCCACCGUCGGAGGCACAGAAGCGGAAGGUGAAGUCUCAGCAGCAGCGGGCCAAGGAGAUCCAGGAGAGUCGGCGCAAGGCCCAGCAGGUCCAGGAGCGGACCAAGCGCAUCGCCAGCCCCAAGUUUCUGCAAGCAGAUGUCCAGCCGAGGGAUUGGAGGCACAUUCGAAUCCCCUGGCAAGACAACUGGGCGGACUCGGUGACUGGCAUCCUGUCAAAGCAGGGCUUGUCCUCUGCGCAGGAGGGCGACCGCUUCGAAGUGCUAAACUGCCAGGGCGUGCCUUUCUCCUUCAAGGACAGACGCCUUCAAUCCAGCACUGGCCGUCGACCCAUAGUGCAAGCAGAUUUUCCGAUGCUGCUCAACAUCAAGGAGUGGAAGCUCUCGGAGCUGCUGAAGUCCCUGCGUCAUCCCGAGAAGGAACAGCGCCAGGCCCAGGUAGCGAUUCAGAAGCAGAUCGAGAUGCUGAAGCGUGGCCGACCAGGCAAGCUGAUGGAGCCUCAGGAGCGCAUGAAGCUGGAGCGCCUGCGCCAGGAGGAGGCCAACCUCAAGGCCAAGUGCGAGGAUGCCAAGGCAAAACUGUUCUGGAGGUUGGAGACAAGGGCCGCCACCCUGCUCCAGGCUAUGGCGCGGGGCCUGCGCAUCCGCGUGCAGGAGCGCCUGCGCCUGAAGGCCGCGCAGGCGAUUCAGCGAGGAUGGAGAGGAUACAUCAGCCGCUUGCGCGUGGAACACCUCAAGGAACUGACCAAGCUGCGACUCAAGCAAGUGAAGCAUGUCCGCAAUGCAGAGUCCCUCUUCGAGGCGGUCCACCACCAGCAGGAGGCAGUGGCCAUUCGAGUGAUCCGCGACAAAGACUUCAACCCCUUCAGCUUUCGUCACGCCGUCUCGCAGCAGUCGCUGCUGCACGCGGCGGCGCAGGAGGGCCUGGCCGCGCUCUGCGGGGAGCUGCUGAAGGCGGCGAAGCUGCGAGGUAUGGAGGGCUUUGCCUCAGCCCGGGACUGGCGUGGCUGGACAGCACUGCACACUGCAGCUCUGAGCGACCAGGCGGCGUGUUGCAGGGAGCUGCUGGUGGCGGAGGAGCUGUCGCAUCCGCCAGGUUGCUUGGGACGCAAUAACCAGACAGCGCUGCACGUGGCAGCGCUGCAAGGGCACACGGAGGUGGCUAAGGUUUUGCUGAAUACGCAGAGCUUCGAGGAUGCUGUGGACUUGCGCGACAGGUGGGGCCGCACUGCUUUGCACUGUGCUGCGGAGCAGGGGAACGCCACUGCCAUCAAGAUCGCGGAGCACGUCGCCUUCCAAAGCUUCGAGGCUAAAAAUGCCUGGGGCGCCACCGCGGCGCAGUUGGCGCCCGAGGAGCUGCGAAGGGCUUUGCAGGACGCCUGCAAGAGGCGCCUGCAGCGACUGGAGGGCUCUCGCAGGAAGAGGAGGGUCUGUACCUACGUUCCGGGAGAUGAUGAUGAUGAGCCAGAGGCACAGGCAUCACGGCCUGUGGAGUCGCAAGCGAGCCAGAAAUCCAGCCUUCCUGCAGCAGCAAUGGCCAAAGAUGUCAAAGAAACGCAUGCCAAGCCCGAGGACAAUGCCUCGGGGCGCGAGGCCGCACGAGGUCGGUCGCGCGCAAAGACCAACGGCACACUGCCGGGCGCAUUCUCCCCACCAAGCCGGUGAAACUUGGUAGGUCGGUUCGCUUUUUCACGAGCCACUCACGUCGCUAAUGCCUUGCCUCUCCAAAGUGAGACGCCGCAUGCUUGGGUGGUCUGACCAAGUUGCUGCUCAGCUGCCGGGGACA
Effrenium voratum is the source of this 3531-nucleotide messenger RNA. The record is from the annotation of a GenBank genome assembly. Lineage: Eukaryota; Dinophyceae; Suessiales; Symbiodiniaceae.